AUGAAAGACACGGGCCAACAUCCAACAGCAGCAGCCCUGUCGUCCACGGGCUCGGCAGCACCUGCAGACGAAGCAGCAACGGAAGAUGGCACCUUUGGUUUUCCGUACAUCCCUUAUCCUUCCCAGCUGCUUUUCAUGGCUGCGGUGUGGAGGGCCCUCCAAGGCAGCAGCCAGAAGACAAAGUUUGCUGCACUUGAGUUGCCUACUGGGGGAGGCAAAACUUUGUCGUUUCUCUGCCCCUCUGUGGUGUGGCUGAAGCAGCAAGCGGAGCAGCUCCUCCUGCAGCAGUUGCAGCAGAAGCAGCAUCAGGCGCAGGUCCAACAAAAGCAGCAGCAAGACUCGGAGCCAACCAGGAAGAAGCCAGCAUGGGUCAAGACGGCAUUGCUGCAACAGCAUCGGCAACAAGUGCAGCAUUUCCUUAGGGAGAGAAGGAAACGGUUGAAAGAAGCUGCGGCUCGUGCUCAUGUAGCAAUAACAGCUGCAGCUGCAGCUGCAGCUGACCCUGUUCAUCAGCUGGAGCAGCAGCAAGGUCGGGAUUGCAAAUUGCCGGUGGGCUCUAAGCGCCACGCAGCCACAAACAGCUUGCUGAAGCAGCAGGAGCACGCAGAGUAUGACGCGUUUGCACCUGAGGAGCGUGGGGCUUCUCUGGACUUAGAAGGGACCGGCCCCCGCCACGAAGCUUGGACUCUUUCUUCCCAGCAAGGCUCCCCUUGCAGUCUCCGCAACCCCCAAAUAGUAAUAUGCAGCAGGACGCACCAGCAGCUCCAGCAAUAUGUUGGUGAAAUUCGGCUGAUGCACAAGCGGGGAAGGCGAAAGGAAAUAAAAGACUUUGUUGCAGUUGUUGCAGCCGGUAGGCAACAACUGUGCCUACACCCAGAUGUAUGCGAUGGCAGCGGCAGCAGCAGCAGCAACGGCAGCAGUGAUAUGGCGGACAAAUGCUCUUAUCUGGUUUCAAAAGGCAUGUGCAGUUACUACAAAAGGAAACAUUUGGUUGCGGACGCUGCAGUAGCUGCCCCGCUCGACAUAGAAGACUUGAGGCGUGUAGGAAAAUCUGUUGGCGGGUGCCCUUAUUACGGCUGCCGAACAGCAGUAACGGAAGCAGACGUCGUGCUGCUGCCAUUCUCUCUGGCAUUUUCUGCUGAUAUAAACACAGCAGAGAGCACGGCUGUUUCAUUGGCGGGUUCAAUUUUCUGUGUUGACGAGGCUCACCACCUGUCUGCUGCUCUUAGCAGCAGCAAAUCUGCCGCCCUUUCCCACCAAACAGCAGCAUCUGCAGCUCGGGUGCUUUCGCUGUAUGUUGAACACUUUAAGGAUAGACUUACAUCACGAUCUCUCCACUUGCUACAGCAGCUCUCGAGAUUGGUUGAGACCAUUUACAAACGACUUCAGCCGUUCUGCUGCUGCAGCCAACAGCAGCAGUCGACACGGCAACAACAGGAGCAGCAUCACCAUGCAGUGGAAGAUCUCUUUGUUAGCCCAAUUGGGGCACCGGCGCAUUCGCCAGCAGCAGGAACAGCAGAUACAACGACAGCGGCAAUAGCUGCCAAUUCUGCGGAUGUAUCAGCUAGGGAUGAGGAGACUGUCCUAACGGCGACAGCGUUGCUGCGCCUUUUCAAGCUGGAAAAUUUUGACCUUCACGAGUUGAUUGCUUUUCUUUCAGACCCCAGUCGACGCAUCUGUCAGAAAGUGAGAGGAUUUGCAAUGAACUAUAACGAUAGAUUGCAGCAGCCGCAGCAAAAGCAGCAACAGACGAAAACGCUGCAUAUGCAGAAGCAAAUAGACCAGCAGCAUUAUACGGAAAACUACAUUCUGGAGCCGUCUUGCCUGUAUGCGGUUAAAAGCUUUCUCUGCGCACUUCUCGGGAUGGACGCCGCUGACAGGCUCUCUAUAACGAACGUGCACGAACAUCCAACAGCAGCGUUACCAGCAGUGGGACCUGCUGGUAAUGGUGAUCGAAAGGCAGCAGAUGAAAUGGAAACAAAGCACAUCGCUCUCAGCACGUGUUGCUGCUGUAGACUUGAGGUUGUAUGCCUAGCGACUGUAAAGGCGAGUCGGCUGGUGGUGUUGAUGGGGGGGACGCUAUCUCCCUUUGAGUCGCUUUCCCGUUUUGUGCGCUGCCUGCCUCCCACUAGUUAUCUAUUCCUCUCGGCGGACUGUGGUGCAGCAAGAGACAGAGUCUUGGCCCUUCCCAUUCGUAGGCUGUCUUCUACUUGUUCCGACUUCUGUUUCGAGUUUUCUCAGCGCAUGCACUUCCCGACGCAAUUCGUGUCCUUGCUGCGCCUGCUGCUUUGCGUCUCUGGCUCUGUUUCUGGUGGUGUCGUCGUUUUCUUUCCUUCGUUUGCAACGCUUCAGUCCUUUCUUGCUGUUGCUGGCAUUUCUGGGGGCGGUGAUGGGGUUGCUGUUGCUGAAUCAAUAGUAGAAGAGUUGAAGAGGCGGGGGCCUAUUUUUGCAGAGAGACGGACACCGGGACCCACGAUAGCGGAGGCGGGUAUCCACAUCGCUUACGGAACGGCUCUUUGGCAACUGUACAGCUGUGCCGUUUUAGGGGGAGAUUCUGCAGGGGGGAUGCGGAGAGCAACAAGUAUAAUGUGUACGAGAAAUUUGGACCUUGCGUGCAACAACAGAAGCAAACGUGGUUUUCAGUGGGAGGACAAGACGUGCAAAGCCUUAUCUGCCCAGGAGAGUUCCCCACAAUCAAAGACUGCAUUCUUAUUUUGCGUGAUGGGGGGCCGACUAAGUGAAGGGGUGAACUUCUCCAAUGCACUCGCACGCCUUCUGGUAGUGGUUGGCAUGCCCUUUCCUUCUGUAAAAGAUAAAAUAUUCAUUUUACACAAAGAGCAUUAUAAUGCAAUUAUGACUAAUCCGAAAGCUACGGCAGAUGAAGCCGAAGAAGCGAAGCCGGCACCAUCCGACUGGCCGGCAGAUGCCAAGCAGCUGCAACAGCAGCAAAGGGAGCAGCAUUUCGUUGACUAUGGUUUGUUGCAGUGCAUGAUCACUGUUAACCAGACAAUUGGCCGCGCCAUUCGUCACAGCAAGGACUACGCAGCAAUAUUGCUUGUGGACAGGAGGUAUAGUCUUGCCCGCGUGCAACAAAUGCUGCCACGUUGGCUUCUGCCGAGCCUGGACACGACACGCCGUGUAGACUAUGGGGCAGAGGACGACGUUGAAGGCAUAGCCAGGCGUCUACAAUUGUUCUUUGCACCUUUAGAAAGAUCGGAACAGGACAAGCGGACAUGCCUAGCAUUUUGA
Messenger RNA from Eimeria acervulina, 3249 nucleotides. RefSeq names its product helicase, putative. Lineage: Eukaryota; Apicomplexa; Conoidasida; Eucoccidiorida; Eimeriidae. Gene Ontology annotation, molecular function: hydrolase activity, acting on acid anhydrides, in phosphorus-containing anhydrides; DNA binding; ATP binding. The transcript has 5 exons. The record is from RefSeq and is a predicted model, not a curated record. Bases 1 to 3249 code for a protein of 1082 amino acids. Gene Ontology annotation, biological process: nucleobase-containing compound metabolic process; establishment of sister chromatid cohesion. Gene Ontology annotation, cellular component: nucleus.